Molecule: messenger RNA, 1413 nt
Organism: Parastagonospora nodorum SN15
Lineage: Eukaryota; Fungi; Ascomycota; Dothideomycetes; Pleosporales; Phaeosphaeriaceae
Exons: 3
Coding region: 1-1413 (470 amino acids)
Biological process (GO): carbohydrate transport; transmembrane transport
Cellular component (GO): membrane
Molecular function (GO): carbohydrate:proton symporter activity
Source: RefSeq, a predicted model, not a curated record
AUGUUCGUCGCAUGCCUCAUCAUGCUAUCUGCCAUUGACUCUGUCCUCGUCGGCUACGACUCAUCCCUAAUGGGAUCCUUCAACGUGAUGCCAAGCUACAAAUCCUACUUCACCCUAACCACCACCACAAAAUCCCUCAACACUGCGGUAUCCUACGUGGGCGGUGCCGCCAUCAGCUUCAUCUCCGGGCCAUGGACGGACUGGCGCGGGCGACGCGAGGCGAUCUUCUGGUCCGCUGUGAUCACGCUCGUUGGCGGCGUCAUACAAGGCGCAAGCCAGAACAUCGCAAUGUUCAUCGCUGGACGGCUGAUUGUGGGAUUUGGUAUGGGUCUUGCACAGACGAGCACGCCGACGUUGCUUGCGGAGACGGUGCCAGUGCAGUAUCGCGGGUUUGCUAUGGGGCUUUAUUAUGCGUGUUGGGGAGUGGGGACGCUGCUUGCGAGUGGGGCUGCGCCAUCGGUUUGGUGUUUUGUGAUUUUGCUGUUCAUUCCUGAGUCGCCGCGUUGGCUUAUUGCGAAGGGAAGAAAGGAGGAGGCGUUGCAGAUUCUGGCGAUUGCGAAUGGGAGUGGCGAAGAUACUGAGGAUACCGUGGUGCAGCUGUGGGCCAAGGAGAUUGAGGAUACGAUCCAGUUCGAAAGGAAUCGCGAGGCUUCGGCGUGGAAAUCAGUUCUGCACCCUUCGAACCGGAAGCGUAUGUUGAUCGUAGCGACAUUCCCGCUCUUCGUUAUGCUGCCUGGAACCAAUAUCGUCACAUUCUACUUCGGCGACAUGCUCAGUAGCGCUGGUAUCGAAGAUGCCAACACGCAGCUGCAGAUCAACGUCAUCCUGACUUCAUUCACGCUCGUCGUAGCGCUCGCAGGAUCCUGGUUUGCAGACAAAACAGGACGCAAGAAGCUGUGUGCAGGAUCCCUCACUGGCGGUGUGAUUUCACUAUACAUUCUUGCUGGAUUGACUGCCAAGUAUGGUACUUCUGGACAAAAGGGCGGGAUCUACGGCACGAUUGCCAUGAUCUUCAUCUACAACGCGACGUACGCUUGGGGUAUCACACCACUUACGGUACUAUACCCACCAGAAGUACUAUCUUUCGACAUCCGCGCCUUGGGAAUGGGCAUAUACACACUGGUAACGAAGUUGUGCGGGCUUUUUGUUGCUAUGGUCAUUCCAUUCGGCAUGGAAGCGAUCAGCUGGAAGGUGUACAUCAUCAACGCCAGCGUCGAUAUCCUCUUCGUGAUCUUCGUAGUUCUAGUCUGGGUCGAGACUCGGGGCUUGGCUCUUGAAGAGGUGGACAAAGUGUUCGAUGGGGUUAAGCACUCAGAUGUACCCGAUUUGGAGACGGUCAAGGCUGGGAAAUACGGGGACGUCGAGGUCACCGAAAGCGCAUCAAAAGCACAUCGACGUGAGACGGUUAUAUAG